CGUGAAGCGACAUGUAGGGGCUGUAUAACAAGGGCUCGCGCAUCUGUUCGCCCCAAAGACUGUGUAGUCGAUUGACUUUUGUCUCCCCCCCACCGGAUCUUGCGGGAUCCCUCGCACCUCGGACUCAGGCUCUCGCCUCCUCUUCGCGACGCUGAUAGCCAGUGUCGACACCAAAUCCGUUCGAACAUUGCAUAUUAUUCGAUGGCCUCGCCUGACACACGGAUGCGCGCCCUCCCGACUUCAUACCACUCGCGUUACAGCAGAUUGGCGAGUACUUCCGACCCGGACGUCAUUAUCAACAUCAGUUCCAGCGACGACCUUUCUGCUCCACAAAGUCAGCGACCGAGGAGCAGCAAUGGCAUCGCAGACUAUCAGAGCAGGCAGGAUGGCAAGAUCGACAUCCACAACGCGGAUGGCCAGAAUCCUGCGUCUGCGUCAGAUACAUCUGGCGCGUGGGCCAUGUGCGCUGAAGAGGUCUGGAAACAUGAAGAAGUCACCAUUCAGAAUUGGAAGGAAGAAAUUGACACAAUGCUGGUCUUCGCAGGUCUGUUCUCCGCGAUAGUCGCCACCUUCGUCAACCAGUAUUGGUCUAGUCUCCAGCCAUCCUUCCAGGCUUCACCACCACCUGCAUUCAUUCUCGUUAUGUCGGCCAACAUGACUAUACUUCCCGGGGGCAUCGAGAACCUCAAUGGCACGAUCAAUGUGCCUACAAGCGGAACGACCGGCCUGGCGGUCGCCGUGAAUACCCUAUGGUUCUUUGCGCUAGUUCUCAGUCUGGCCGCUGCAUCCAUCGGCAUCAGCGUCAAACAAUGGCUCGAGCACUAUGUCGUCCCACAGAGCGUCGUACCGCGACAGCGCGCUCAAAUGUGGCACUCUCGGCGACGAGGGCUGCUUGGCUGGCGCGUCCCCGAGAUCAUCACAUUGAUCCCGCUCCUACUUCAGAUCGCCCUCGCUUUAUUCCUCGUCGGAAUGGAACUCUUUCUCUGGACAAUGAACCACCUCGUCGCGGGCGUCGUGUUGGCGCCGACAGCGCUGAUCCUCGCGUUCACUUUGUACACGACCGUCGCGCCAACUCUGGCGGGCGACUGCCCAUACAGGUCCCCUCAGGCGUGGCGCGUGUACCAAGGGCUCCGCCGAAUCACACAACUGUUCACCCUUGUCUCGAAGUUCGGGUUCCUCACGGGGUGGAGAACAUUCCUGUUCGCGGGAAGAGCCAUCAGGCCGGGGUCAAGCUGGAUUGCCAGGGAGAAGGCCAAGUUGCGGCGCCUUGGUAAGGGCGAAGACAGCUUGGACGUGCUCGUCGCUGCCGAUAAGUUCAUAGGUGGUGACACCUUCCUCGAUCAAGUCGUCAAGCCCUGCCUCAGCCACGCCGACAUCUACUCCGCGCUGGCUAUCUUCUACCGUAUAAUCCAGGAACGCGCUCACUUCAUCGACACCACAGCCGGCCAGAGACCGAUGCCGAAGUGGCUUGCAGACGAGAUGGACAACAAUUCUGUCGUUGUCAUGGGCCACUUGACGCUGCAGAUGCUCCGUCGUAUCGAGGCAGAGGGGGGCGAGGCCGAUCAGCAGCGCGAAGAGCCCAGGCUCCUCGAUCUACUCGGGCGACUCCUUUCCGCUAUGCCCGUAACAGACUGUUCGGUCUACGAGGGCUAUGUGGCCUGGUUUAUCGGCGCAGACCUGUCACCAGAGCCCCGCAAAGAAGCCCUUGCACUCAUCUGGCGGAACGCACCGAAAUUUCUGGGGAUCACCCAGAACUGUGUGUGGCUCUCGGCCAUAUGUGCUUGGACAUGGUGGAACAGCUGCAACGGAACCACGGCGAUUCGGCCCCAUCAGCGAGCCGACAAAGGAGCAUUCUUCAAGCCUUAGACCACAUCAUCUACGCUACUCCUCCACUGCAAUCAUCGGUUUACGACCGCCUCUGCGCUUUGAUACAGACAACGGGCGUUUCCCAAGGCGCCGGAGACGAGAUGGUCGACGUGGC
Molecule: messenger RNA, 1981 nt
Organism: Fomitopsis serialis
Lineage: Eukaryota; Fungi; Basidiomycota; Agaricomycetes; Polyporales; Fomitopsidaceae
Exons: 4
Coding region: 202-1866 (554 amino acids)
Source: RefSeq, a predicted model, not a curated record